AUGAUGGCCGCGAGGCGCGCCAGCAGCAUGGAUCGCAGCGCAGUUGGAGGCUUCGACCCCGUAGCCCACUACAGUCCCUGUCCUCCGCUGCCUGUCAUUGGACAGCCGCAGAACACAGCUCUCUCCGCCGGCGAUGCUUGCCCAGCCCCUCACGCCGGCUUAAAGCAGCACGACUCUGGCGUAGCGGUACUCAAGUCCUCGCGUAAAACAGCGUCGUCGUCGCCGUACGUCAUCACGGAUAAGACUCCACGCGCAGAGCUGCUCGCCAUCAUCAUGCAGCUGCAGGCGGACCUCACCCAGCGCACCGAUAGCGUGAAUGCGAUUCAGCGAAACUUUGAGCGACUGAGCGCGAUGCAUCACGCUGAGCAGCUCGAGCUUCGGCGCUUGCGUUUGUUGGAGAAGACGCGAUCGGAAGUCGCGCCCGACGGCCUCGACGCGGCGACGCGGCAACUGGAGAGCGUUUUGGCGGAGAUGCGACACAAGGCGCUGGAGCAGCAGACCACAUUCGUUCAGAUGGAGGUGGAUCUGCAGGCGGCGAACAGUUCGUGUGCGCUUCAGCAAGGCAUAGCUCGACUUAUCGCGUCGCACGCGGAUGGAUUUCGAGACGUUCUGCAGGCGGAGGCGGUGGCGCACUCUCAGCUUUACCAGUCUGCUAUGAGUGAGCGUGCCAUCAUAGGCUCUCGGAAUGAGGCAACGCAGCAGCAGCUAUUAUGCAAGGAUGUCGCUCAGCUAGUGGCUGAUCAUCAGGCGCAGAUCGUGACCAAAUUGAUUCGAGGCGGCGCUGCCGAGAGCUGCCGGCUGCAGAAGAGCCUAGCGCAGGUGUCGACUGCCACCGUACAGGAGCUGGUGCGCCAGGGGCUUCGUGAGACGGCUGAGGCGGUGCACCAGUACGUCGCCUCCAUACAUGCGGCUGAUCAAGAACGCGUGCUCGCCGAGGCCGAGGGCCAACGCGACCGCGAGAGGCUGCGGCUUGCGCUGGGCGAACUGCUGCGCCUUCGACUGCGUGCAACGGAGGAGGCUGAAGCGACGGCCCGACAGGCGCUUCUCUUCGGCGCACUGCAGGCAUGCGCUACUGCUCAGCGGGCCGCUGAGGAGGUACGUUUGCUGACGGCGAACGCUGAUGCAGCGGCAGCGGCCACUCGCUCAUCGUGGGAGGUGACGGCCGCUCUGCUCACGCGUCGCGUUUCAGACUGGCACGACGCUGCGGAUAUGCGGCUCGUCGACUUUCACGACACCAUUGAGGCCUCCAUGGCCGAGAAGGCAAGAGAGCGCGACGCGCAGAGCCAGCAGAAGACACAGGAGCUGCUGCUAGAGGAACGGAAACGGCUAGAAAAUCUGCAUGCGUCUCAGAUGCAGACCAUGCAGGUGGAUUGGAGAAGACAGAGAGAUGCUGUGCAGCAGUCGCAUGCGAUGCAGCUGGAGCAGGUGCGAAGCGACCUCGUGGCUCAGGUACAAGUUGCCGAGGACCGUCGCGUUGCGGCGGAGCGGCGGACUGGCGCCAUGGAGGCCGCUCUCAUUCAACUGAAACGAGACCACGCCGCGGAAGUGCAGGCCGUCGAGGCACAUUGGCGUUCUGCCGUCUCGGACGCAGGGAGGCAUUGCGAGCAGCGCUGGAGGACGAUGUUGGAGGUGUAUCAAGAGGGGCAGAAAGCCCAUAGGGGGGCCAUGUUGCAACUUUUCGUGGAUUUUCUGUGCACCCGUGGUCAGUGUGUGUACGAGGAACAGGCAGAACGUGCGGCCUUGUGUAGGAGUCACUGGAGGAAUCAGACGCAGCAUCUCCGAGAAGAACAGGCUGCCGUGAUGCAGCAUGGUGUGGCGACUGCGGACCUGCUUGAGCGUAUGCGGUGUCAUAAGGAAGAUGAGGCUGCGAGUCGUGCUGUGCUGCACGCAUCCGAGGCCUCCGACUGGGCGGCACUCGUGAGAAAAGAGGCAGCACACAACGCGCAGGCUCAUCAUGCUGUAUCGAUGGCUGCUGCAGCUGCCGGACUGGAAGGCCUGCGCGCGGAGAUGGCUGGGCGAGAGGUUAGGUGGGGUCAGCGCCUCGACGCACUCGAGGCAGACCUUCGACGGGCACAGCAGAAGUGUUUAGGUGUGGUGCGCCGCGCUUCUGAUGCUGUUGUUGCAGCGCAGGAGGCACAAGCCGCACUGCAGGCGACUCAGCGAGAUUUCGCCGCAUACCGGUGUGGUGUCAGCGCCGCGGCGCAGCGCAUCGAGGUGGCUGAAAGUGCGACGGAGAGCGCGUGUUGCUGUUCUCUAUGCCUGCAGCUGUAUUGCCAGCCCGUUGCCUGCGUGCCGUGCGGGCAUAUUUACUGUGCAAACUGCCUCCUGCGGCACGCGCGGAACAGGUCGCUGUCGAGUGUCACGUCGUCGUUCGCCUCCGCUGCGGGUGCCUCAACCAGCGAGAAUGGCGCGGUGGGGGCGAGGGCGGCGCUGGAGGUGACCCACUGGCUCCGUGGCAAGUCUACCCCACACGCCUUCCUCUUCUGUCCCGAAUGCGCGUCUGCGACAGUGUCGACCGUGGUGGAGCUGCCGAUUCUUGGCGAGCUCACGGCGAAGUACGACUACAAGAAACGAAGCCUUGCGGUGCUCCUGGCUGAACUGCGGUGA
Leishmania major strain Friedlin is the source of this 2607-nucleotide messenger RNA. RefSeq lists its product as hypothetical. The transcript has a single exon. The record is from RefSeq and is a predicted model, not a curated record. Bases 1 to 2607 code for a protein of 868 amino acids. Lineage: Eukaryota; Euglenozoa; Kinetoplastea; Trypanosomatida; Trypanosomatidae.